AAAAUGAUAGAGCCAACAAAAGCUGUUGCAACGACCCAAACGGAUCCUAGCGAAAUCGAAGCACUUAGUGUUGGAGCCAGUUCACCAUUGACGUCCAGUACUUCCCUGGAGCCAAAUAAUGUGAUGUCGGUUGCCGUUGAUCCACCAUCUACAGCUGGGCGACAACCAGCAUGGGCUUCAGCAGGGAUAACUCAAACUGAGAAUGCUUUCUGGCAUAGGCACAAGAAUGUUGCUGAGAUGGUGAUCAAAGCUAACAAGACCGUGUCAGAGUUCCUCAGCCAGCUGUCAAGAUCAUGCUUUGCUCCUACGAGACGUAAUCGUCGUUACGAUUUCUCUGCAGCGACUAUGCCAAAAGCAGCUCAACAAAUGGCAGAUGAGAUUUUUGCUGGUUUCUUCCGGGACUUAAAAUGGAGCUGUCACAAACUUCCUGAGGGCUCUCCCACACCCCCCAUGGAGUUUGGCCGACUUCAAGAAGUGAUAGCACAAAUGUCCGUUGCGCUUUUUGAUGAUCGUCGUCAGCCAUUCCAUGCCAUGCUACAGCGAUUUUAUACUUCCGGUUGUCAUAAUGCAUUUUGCGAUCUGAUGGUUGAAAAGCUUGCACCUGCGCUUAAUAACGAAUACAACGAUUGGUUGGAGUUGGCUUUUCUUGAGUGGUUCCGCCUUGCAAGCCGAUUAGCAAAUAAGCAGAACAUGCUUCAUACCCUUUAUCGCCAACCACAGCCUCUAACCGUGGAAUUUGAUCCGAAAAAAUACCUAAAAUUAGUCCACAAUGAUUUCUUCCGCGCCUUUUGUGUACUAUUUGCGAAGCUCUCUGACGAGAAAGUUGAUUUGAAAUGUUGCCAAACACUAUGUGAAACAGCCAUAUCUGUGUACAAAGACGUAAGGAUCGUUUUUAAAAUCUUCUGA
This is a messenger RNA of Strongylus vulgaris, 906 nucleotides long. The record is from the annotation of a GenBank genome assembly. NCBI's taxonomy places the organism in Eukaryota, Metazoa, Nematoda, Chromadorea, Rhabditida, Strongylidae.